Molecule: messenger RNA, 568 nt
Organism: Molossus molossus (Pallas's mastiff bat)
Lineage: Eukaryota; Metazoa; Chordata; Mammalia; Chiroptera; Molossidae
Gene: HBE1
Product: hemoglobin subunit epsilon 1
Exons: 4
Coding region: 106-549 (147 amino acids)
Biological process (GO): hydrogen peroxide catabolic process; oxygen transport
Cellular component (GO): haptoglobin-hemoglobin complex; blood microparticle; hemoglobin complex
Molecular function (GO): oxygen binding; organic acid binding; oxygen carrier activity
Source: RefSeq, a predicted model, not a curated record
UAAAUAAAAUGAAGAAGAAAAAGAGGAAGAAACAAAAACAAAAAGCAGCAGACAUACCUGCUUUUGACACCUCUGUGAUCUCCGUAAGCUCUCAGACCCAAAAUCAUGGUGCAUUUUACCAGCGAGGAGAAGGCUGCUAUUGCUAAUGUAUGGGGCAAAGUAAACGUGGAAGAGGCUGGAGGCGAGGCGCUGGGCAGGCUCCUGGUCGUCUAUCCCUGGACCCAGAGGUUCUUUGACAACUUUGGCAACCUGUCCUCUGCUUCUGCCAUAAUGGGCAACCCAAAGGUCAAAGCACAUGGCAAGAAGGUGCUGACCUCCUUUGGAGAUGCUAUUAAGAACAUGGACAACCUCAAGGGUGCUUUUUCUAAGCUGAGUGAGCUGCACUGUGACAAACUGCAUGUGGAUCCUGAGAACUUCAGGCUCCUGGGCAAUGUGUUGGUGAUUAUUCUGGCUUCUCAUUUUGGCAAGGAAUUCACCCCUGAAGUGCAGGCUGCUUGGCAGAAGCUGGUGGCGGGUGUUGCCACUGCCCUGGCCCACAAGUACCACUGAGUCCUCUUUCCAGUUCACC